AUGAGCGAAGCCGGAAGCGACAAGCAUUCCCCAGUUACGGAAGCAAAUGGCUCGUCGAGAACUAGCACGCAGUCCAGUUCAGAAGAGGGCCACUACCAUGCGACAAACGCCUUCGUUCAGUCUCCGAUUCGAUCACGAGGAACCCUCUGCUGGGACGCUACCUGCAAUGGACAACACUACAUCGUGAUGGACCAUUGGAAGAUGCAGGGUGGAGAAGGUGGAUCCAACUCUCUCCAAGACCUGAUUGUGGUUCGAGGCGUUGGCUCGAUAUUCACUUUCCAGAACAAUCGCCCAUCUAUCAGCCAUAACUGGAGCUUGCAACGGAGUGCCAAUCGCCCAGCAGAUGCCACCUACGAAGAGUGUUGGUUCAUACCAGUGACCACGGUGGAAUACGGCCAAACGCUUGAGCACGCCGAGCCGCGUCAACUUGUCCAAUCAAUCAUCGACAUUGUGGAUGGUCAUCGCGUCGCGUUUCUCGAGAAAGGAGUUCUCCACGGCGAUCUGGAUUUCAGCAGCAUCCGCCUAUCGCCCUACCCUGGCUCCGCUGCCAUUAUCAUCGACUGGGAUAUGGCGAAACGAAUGGAAGACGUCGUCAAUUUCAAGGCCCGGACGCGCAAUCCCCGUUAUCAGUCCUUCGGAACCAUGGACUCUACUGGCAUCAAGCAUCAAGACCAUAUGGACGAUCUCGAGUCACUCUUUUACAUCGUCUACAUCGCUCUCCUCGCCUUCGACCCUGAUAAACGGCUUCUCAGCGAAGAGCUCAUGCCCUUCCACAUGCGCACCCUUUUGAGCCCAUGCACAAAUGACGACGGAAUGUUGCUCAUGUGCAAACGAGACUUGAUAUGCUGGACUCAUAUCGACAAUUAUUUGCCGAACGAAUCAAGCUGCUUUCACGCCUUCAUACUCCUCGUAACUGGAUCGAUAGCGAUGACGAGCCAGUUGAAGAAAUUCCCCGAUACACGACAGAAUUGGCUCAAGGGCAAUAUGCUGCUUUUGUGGACAUCGCCCGACGUGCGCUUGCCGAGCUUCCUCCCGAUCCUGGCCCAAUUCCUCUGGUUGCCAUAUAACGUCCAGCAGCUUGAAGAGACCGAUAUUAAAUCACCAAGAUGA
Molecule: messenger RNA, 1110 nt
Organism: Mycena indigotica
Lineage: Eukaryota; Fungi; Basidiomycota; Agaricomycetes; Agaricales; Mycenaceae
Exons: 4
Coding region: 1-1110 (369 amino acids)
Source: RefSeq, a predicted model, not a curated record